UCAUAUGGUUUUAUUUACCUCUCCUGACUGGACUCGUUGGUGAAAAAGAUUAGGUAGUGGCACAAAUAUCAGUCGCGGGGAUUCACGACUGACGUUUACGGCCCUGGUUUCGAGGAUCGUUUCGUUUGCAGUUGUAUUCAGAUAGUAGCCGUCUCAGAAGCCGGAACGUUUCGUGUGCACGUCUCAAGCGAUAAAGUUACUCACAGCACGCAAUUCUUUACAAAGAAUCGUCAAGCAAAUAGCCAUUUGACAACAGGGAUACUUGUCAUCGAACAGGAAAAGGGAUAGAGAGUACGCAGAAGUAUUAUCACGGUGUCACGUCUACGCGACUGACCGUUUCAACGACCGACUUUCGUAGGCGACAUCGUUGAAAGACGUAAAACGAGACACUGGGGUACACCCGACAGGGCGAUCCAUCUGUGUCGAUACACCUACGAACACCCGUUCAAUUUUCACGCUAGAAGGCGGCCGUCCAGCAGGGCGAUACCAUUUUAUAUGACUUUUCUGCGACGUCAAGAAACAUUCAGGAUAUCAUCCAGAGGGAAAGGAUCGGUGUACAGCAAAGGCGGCGGUAGUAGGACAUUGUCCAAGCGAUUUUUAAAAGGCAACAUCAUCACUUUCGACCGGUCUAAUCGUUCGUUACGAGCCACUUGUGAAUUAACCACACCAACCUUGUACCCAGGCUUUCUUAGGGGCACAAGCAACGGACAGGCAGCGUGUAUGAUCAUUGAAGACUAUCCCCCUCUGCCCACCAAACCGAGGCAAUAUUUGCAUCAAGAUACCACCCAACGAUUUCUAAAUCAUUUAGUCCUGCCUAAGCACAGGACCUCAAAAUUUUCCAGUAAUAGGCAUCGGAAGCUACAGCCGUUCAGAGAAACGUGACUGGCGUCAGCGGGUAGUGCGGCACACGUUACCGCAGACAACGAAAAUCACCCUGACUCGAUACGUAACGAGCUACCAUCGGGUAGCCAUUGCCUGGCAACGUCGCUGCACAGCAAUCAAACUGCCGCUGGAAAACGUGGAAAGUAGAUCCAGGAGGA
Molecule: messenger RNA, 1040 nt
Organism: Bombus impatiens (common eastern bumble bee)
Lineage: Eukaryota; Metazoa; Arthropoda; Insecta; Hymenoptera; Apidae
Exons: 3
Coding region: 496-882 (128 amino acids)
Source: RefSeq, a predicted model, not a curated record